AUGGUCAAUACUAUUCUUGAUGUUAAACUUUUCAUGCGUAAGCUUAAUCUUCAGCACAUUCUUGGAUCUGACAGUAUGGCCCCUUGUCUUAUGCUUAAAAAAUCUAGUACCUACAACCCUCCGUUACAUCCACAAAUCAGUAACCUGGAAAAUAGGAUUGUUCACACAAUACGUAGCCAAGUGGGCAGGUUUAACAAUCAUUCUAAUCUUACACAGGCAGAGAAUGCCCUUCUCACUGAGCUAUGUUGUGACACAUCUGUCCGGAUCAUGCAACCCGACAAAGGGGGUGGUACGGUCAUCAUGGAACAGAUGAUAUAUGAGGCAAAAAUGCAUGAUAUAUUAAAUGAUACGACCAAAUACACCAUUGUUUCCCUAAAUGAGGUACACAUGUCAUACAAGAAGAUCGAUAUGGUCAUUAAGGAUCUCCUGGAUCAGGAGGUUAUCGAGCAGGACCUUUAUACUUUUCUUAGUAAUUUACAUCCUAAAGUUCCCACCAUCUUUGGAGUGCCAAAAAUCCACAAAAACGCCAUGGACCCUCCUUUGAGGCCUAUUGUAGCUGCUCAGGGGUCUAAAACCCAUAACCUCUCCAAAUAUUUGGAUUGGAAAUUAAAGCAGCUAUGGGGCAAGCAACAACAUCUCCUAAAGGAUUCUUGGGAAUUUCUACGUGGGAUUACCAGUGAUUUGUAUAGAUCUGAUCUACUGUUUGUGACUAUAGACGUGGUAGACCUUUUUUCGGUCAUCCCCUCAACAAUAGGCUUGGCUUGGAUGGAAGAGGCAUUGUGGGCAUGUGCAGGUGUUACCAACAAUGAUGUGGUGUUAGUUAUGCACUUAUUGGAACUGGUUCUCAAAUAUAACUAUGUGUAUUUUGGUGGGGAAUACUUCCAACAGAUAUCGGGUGUAUCUAUGGGGGCCAAUUGUGCUCCGACCUAUGCAGACAUGAUUUUGUCUGUAUGGGAAAAUAAAUUUGUCUUACAAAGUUCACUGCACUGCCUUCUUACUGCUUCAGAAGAACUAUCAGAAAGAACCUUACCACCGGUGCCCGUUGUGGACGUGACAUCUGUACCACCGUAUGUUGAGUCCCUGGACCUUACAGAUCAGGGCAUGCUGCAGGCAUCUCAAGAAUCUGGCUUCUUUAGUAAUGAUAAUGAGGAAAACAAACUUUUGCAGCCUCCGUAUUUGUGGGAAGAUGGCAAUGAGAUGAACAUGACAAACUUAGACUUGGCACUGUCACUGGACUAUGUUUAUUCUACAUCAGGACCGUUGCCAGUAGUAUACUUAACACAGCCUGCUAAAGAAGUGCGGACAACAACUACGUCGUGGCUGCAAACAUCACCUGCACCAUCUUCUGCACUACAGGAAGAUCAGAUGGACAGUGGCAGUAACCAGACUAAGCCAACAAAAAGCAGUUUACCGGAUGCAGUAAUGUUUUUUCCAUCUUCAGAGCCCAAGCAGCAGCAUGAGAAAGCAUUUACAGUUUUUAUUUCACCAACUGAUGAUUGGUCUGAUUUUGAGAGAGGAAGUGAUCAGCCUACAAGUCGAGACAGUGAACAUUCUUUCUCAGAAAAAGAACACCAAACAUCUGUGCUAAAGGAGGAAGAGAGUGAUGACUUUGGAAGCGGAAUGGAUUCAGUUUUCUCAAAGUUAUUUACUACUCUGACAGUAGCUGGUCAUGGGGCAAGAAAAACCACUGAACAAACUUCUUUGACUACAUCUGUUACAUUAGGAAUUAAUAAAAUGAAGAGCAGCACCACAGAUGAUGUUCCACUACACACACAAUCCAGUGGACUAAUUGAUGAGGACACAGAUGCCACUGAAAGCUCAUUGAUGCCUUGGCCUCAGGGUCUGCCCACUAUUUAUUGGAAAGCAACAGCUUUGGUAACCCAGAUUCCAUACCAGAAUGCUCAGCAUGAAACAACAUCUACAGCAGUAGUAAACCAUUAUGUCCCUGGAGUAGCAGAACCUUCCAAGAAUGAAAUAAUGAUUGAGGGGCAUCAAGGCUUUGCACAGGUCAUCUGUUUGGAUUGGAGCAGGCUGACUGGGAAAAGUUAUGUUAUCCUGAACAUAUCAGAAAAUGUGGAUUGUGAACUCUUCAGACAACAGAAUGGAAUUCGUCUGCUGACUUUAAUAGAGAAUGCAUUUUCCAAGGCAAGAGAGCGACUGCAGGGAUCGUGGACAGUAUCCCUAAGCAAACCCAGUGAACAAGACAAGCACUUUCUGAUGACGUUAGCUGAUGAGCAUGGAAUGAUUCCAACCAAAGAAGUCAUUGAAGCAUUGCAGGAAGCAAAAUUGGGCUUGAAAGAGAUUGGUAUCCAGAAUGUUACUUCCUCUUCAAACUGCCAGUCACGGUCCAACCCUUCCCGCAGUGAUUAUGGGAAACUCUUCAUCGUUCUUGUCAUUAUUGGAUCAAUUUGUGUUAUUAUCAUCAUAUCAGGCCUCAUCUAUAUUUGCUGGCAAAGACGUCUGCCGAAGCUGAAAAACAUGUCACAUAGUGAAGAACUACAUUUUGUGGAAAAUGGCUGCCAUGACAAUCCAACACUGGAUGUGACAAUCGACAGUCAGUCAGAAAUGCAGGAAAAGAAGCCCAGUGUGAAUGGAGAUGCAAUGGAUGGAUCUGACAGCUGGAGUAUCUUGAUAAAUAAGCGAGUAAAUGAUGAAGCAGACAUCUUAGAAGAGGAUACUCAUCUUUAAAUGAAAUGGAGAUAUUGUUUGGGUUGGGAAUAACAUGAAAAGGAUUUUAUCUUUCAAGGGGCUUUUCUAAAACAUUCAACCAGAGAAGUGCAGUAAAAUCAACAUGCUUUUCUCAUUGACGACAACAAUAAUUGAUCUCCAGUUCCAUUCUGCUGACAAUCUUGAAUCAGUGUUAUUUAUUCAGCAGGACUUGUGUCUUCUUUGAUAAACAGACAUCCUGUAAAUGGCUUUCUCAUCCAGUGAAUGAAGCUAGAAAUGCUAGUAGAAGACACUCCCUCAUCUAUAGUCAUUUACUGAGAUGCAGCUGUCAACAGAAUGACAUGAAUUGCAUAUUGUUUUAGUUGGAAGACAUAUAUUCAGGACAAUACGGUGUCCAGUUACGCUUUUAUAGUUACAUCUGAUUGUCUUACUGGAAUCUUUUCACAGACAAUUUUGCUGUGAUGUGGUAAAAGGAAAUCAACCUAAGACAGUCAAAUGUCAAAAAAUCUGCAGUGGUGGCUUGCUUGUAUUCUGCAGCUUAUACAUAAUCACACAUAUACACCUUUUACGUACUACCUAAGGUGACUGGUGUAUAGCAAGUGGUUUUGCAGGAAAGUACUUUUCUUUGUUUGUGUACUGUGAGUAUAGGUUUGACAGAUUUGUUACUGUUACAUGAAAUGAGGUUUAUCAUAUCUGCAAACGUCUGAUUUUUUGAAAUUAUUUAUUAAUCAGUGUUUUUUUUCCUCCGUUAUUUUCAACCCAUUGGAAACAUCUGUAGGAAGUUGCAGUGACCUCUGUGGAUACAAUCAAGCUUUUAAUAUAAGCACAGAUAGUGUUACUUGGGGGGGGGGGCAGUAGUUGAAUGGCUGGAUUAGUAGUUAUUGUGCUUGGAUGUAUAUAAUACUCCUAUUCUAGUUGUACAAAACUACUGUAGGAAACUAAUACGGUAUCUUAGUGCUACUAAUACAUCUACAAAAUGGCAUGCACACACACACACACACACACACACACACACACA
Molecule: messenger RNA, 3685 nt
Organism: Protopterus annectens (West African lungfish)
Lineage: Eukaryota; Metazoa; Chordata; Ceratodontiformes; Protopteridae
Gene: PODXL2
Product: podocalyxin like 2
Exons: 8
Coding region: 1-2688 (895 amino acids)
Source: RefSeq, a predicted model, not a curated record